GAUAAGUUGCAAAAACUUUAUUUUUAGAACUUUUGGGUAUUGAUUCUACACUAUUUAGUGGACUCCACAAUUACAUACACAUAUACAAUAUAUACAUACACACAUAUUCAUAUUUAGAACUCCAAUGGAUAGAACCCGCAGUGGAGAUGCUCUUAAAUUUUAAUUUUAGUUUUUUGUUUGAUUAUUUUACCAAUUCUCCCAUUUUUCUAUCUAACAAGAGAGCAUGCGCAAGUACUUAUUUUUUUCCUACUUACGCACGAGUUUGGGGCUAUAAGCUGAGUACUCACACUUAAUGGGCUAUAUACUACAUGCAGUAUUAUUUACCUGUGAUAUGGGUUUGGAUUGGCAUGUUAUUAGGCUCUUACCAGGAUAUUCAGUUGUUUUUUAUAUGAUUCAUUAUUACUAUGUUGGCUUUCUGUUUUUAAGUUACCGGAAGAAUCUAGGGUCCAAGUCUAUAAAAACUUGCAGUCGUUAUGUGAAUUCUGCAGUGACGUAGAAAAUCUUUUAUAUCAGUUUAAACAUUUGAUAUAUCUUUUAUUAUAAGGAAAAUUGUGAAAACUGUUUACCGAAAACUUCAGAAUAUCCAAAUGAUUAAUAGAAUGUCAAUCACCUUCAACUUAAAAACAAGAGGGAAUGGGCGAUGGAUGAUAUGAAAACUAUUGAGAGGGGUCAAAAAUGGUUUGGAGCUAUAUUCAUUAAGGAGUGGAGCCCAUUAGUAGUCCAUUAAACCUACCAUUCAUCAUUAUGAUGUUGAGUCUCUUUAUUAUCAUCAUGGAUGGCAUCACCAUAUUUCAACCUUCCUAGGGGCGGAGUUAGAUUGUUAUCUUUAGGUUAACGUUUUUAAUAAUUUUAAUGUUUAAACUAGUUAUAAAAGCGAGAGAAAAUUAUGUGGACUGAGCUAAUAAAAAAUUAUAUGUAAACCAAUUGUAACUAUUCUUUUACCAAAUUUUUGUAACUAAUUCCUUUCAAUCCAAAAUAAGUGUCGGUUAGGUUUCACAUUUUUAAUAUAAAUUAAAAACAUGUCGAAUGGUUUCAUUUUGACUUGAAAAGUUAAAUUAGAUCUCAUCUAUUAAAUUUAUAUAUUUAGAUUUUAAAACAGGAAAAAUACUAUAACGAGAAUUAAUUUGAAGUGAAAAUAAUAGUAGAUUAAAAAAUAAUAUGCCUACAACGAUUUUAACCUAUCACUCCCAUACACAAACAUGCCCUACGCAACGCUCCUACAUAAUGUGACUUACGUCUCCCAUAAAUUAAACUCCCCUUCUAACAAAACAUUUCCUCACACAUUGCUGUAAACCAUUAAUAUCUCUGUUGACGUUUUCAAAUUUUUAUUGUUCAGUCAAAUAAAUACUUAUCUGUCUUAAUUUGAUAUACUCUCUCUGUUUUUUUUUAUCGUAAAUAGUUUAAUUAAAAUUUGUUUGUUUCAAAAUAUAAAUAGUUUUCAUAAUUUUAAAUAAUUUUUAAUUUUAUUGGGUAUAUUGUUACCGAUCAAACAAUAUAUUCUUUAUUUAUGAUUGGUCUAAGUACACUUAAUCUAUAUUUCAAAUGCUAUUUUUGAAAAAAUUAAUAACUUUCUUAAUAUUUGUACAUUCAUCUAAAACUACUUACAAUAAAAAAAAGAAGGAAAUAUACAUCAUCCACGAUAAAGAUAAAGUUUCCAAUGUUUUUAAACAUAUAUCAUAGCUGAGAAUAUUUUUCUAUAAAAAUACUCAUUUUUCUAUCUAAAAUUUUACUCGUUACUAAAAGCUAACGGUGCGCCAAGAUUUUUUUUUUUUGGUUAAUGGCGAUAAGAAUGUUUUUAGAAUUUUAGUUGUAAAAGACGACGCACGCUGCUAGAGACAACGAUACUUAACAAUGCUGUGAUAAGAGUUAGCGAUUCCAUUACAAUUAUGAAUAUUUGAUUAUAGUUAACUGUUUCAAGCAUAAUAUGAGUAAUUUGUCUCAGACUUUAUGGAUAAUAAGGAUUUAGUUUACAUAGUAUGCGUAAUUUUCGUUGACUUGGACAAUGUAGGUACAUAUCGAUCACGUCUGCAACUUGUUAACGACACCCACAAGGGACACAUGAUCAACGCCGAAACACUACACAAAUAUGUAAGCUUCCAAGUAAUUCGCGUUUUGUUAUUGGAAUCAUCCCGUCUAGUGUUGCGUGUUUUUAUUGACUCCAACUUGUACGGACAUUAAUUAAGUCCACUCCAACUUGUCGCAUAUUUUUAACAAAAACUAAUCCAUAUACACGUUCAACAUAAUGAAAUUCAUUGACCUAAAUAACCACCAUAAGUAAGACUUAUAUGUACAAAGUAAUACGCCACAAAUACUGUUUGCUUAUGCAUAUCGAAUAUAUUUGUAAUACUUGUUUUUUAUAAGAUGAUACGCAUAUGAAAAUAUUUUCAAUAUUUUAUUUUUAGGAUUAGCAACUAAAUUUUCAAGCCAUGUCAGGGGAAUAUGGUUGUGGGCAUGUCACUUCAAUAUUCUUUAAAUCAUGGGACUAGGUUUUUAUACGGUUAUGCUAAGCCAAUUUUGGAUUAGUCCCUAAGAUUCUUAUCUUUCAUGUUUACAGCGGACAAAAUAAACCGUAUAUAGAAGUCAAUUUUUUACUUCAACCAAAGCAAGGAUCAAUUUCAUUCAACAGUACCGGAUAGUAUUGUCGUUUUUGGAUCGCUUACCAAACACUAUUGUCAUCCGAGUCAAAAGUACGACAUAUAAAAUUGGAUAACAUUUGAAAAUGUUGUUAAAACUACAAAUCUCGAGCUGUUUUGUUUUUAUUUAGAAGGGAAGGGAGACAAAGGAAGUAAUGUAAAAUUGAAGUGGAGGGGUUGAAGAAGGGUCCUACGUUAUGGAGGAGGUGAAGCAAAUUGGUCCAUAUAGUGUCUCUCCUAGGACAUUCUUGAGGAUCGGAGCAACGUGAACGUCACGUUAGUUGGCACUCAAUUUGAAUAUAGGACCCAAAUUAUUUAUCAGAAAACAACAAAAUUAACUAUUUAUACAUUGGCAAUACUAUAAAACCCACUCCAUGGAAAUUCACAUCGUGGCUAUUGAUUUUAUAUACAUAUACUUUGCAUACACAUAAUAUAUGACAUUGUCACUGUGGGACAUAUAUGCGUUUGGGCAUUCACGUGCUCACUCUUCUCUUACAUCCCUAGUCAUUUAUUUCUUAAAAUUUGGAUCAUUCGCGCCACACUAUAUUAUUUCAUGAAACAAGUGCAUUUUUAUUUUUUAAUCAAAUUACUAAAGUUAAACCAGUAAACCCUAAUUUGAAUAGUAUGCCAUGUAUCAAUCUCCAUAAAUAUACUAAUUUACCGUCAUACCAAUGCUUUUAAAAUCUUCAUAACUAGAGACCCAGUUCAACUGUAUAUUGCUUGUUUGUUUUCCCUUCCCCUCAAAACAUUAUAAAUAUUUUCAGUAAAAAAACAUUAUAUAUAAUCUUAAUCCAAUAUUUAAUUUGUGGAAAUCAUGUUUCAGUGCUGAUUUAUCUCAUUUGUCAACUUUAAAAUUAAUUAUACGUACUAAAAACAUAAUGCUAACCAUAGUAGUUUUAUGCUUUGGGAUUUGCACCCCUUUUGGAAUUAUACAGCAUCUUGUCUUCACUUCUUGUUGUUCGGCUUAAAGGUCACAAAGCGCAUCAAAGAAUCAGAUCAAAGCAAGGUCUUGUCGGAAGAUAUACAUAUGGACCCAUUUUUGUUGCAUCUCAAGAUCAUAUAAGGACCCUAUAUAAUCCCUCUUUGUUCCUUGUUAGUGUUUUUUUUAAAGGAUUUUUUUUUGGAACGACAUUUUCCCCUCAUUGUUAGUUAUGGUCGAUUUUUAGUAGUCACUUGAUUAGUUUUUUAAAUGUUCUAAAAAUCGCUAGGCUAACUAGGCGCUUUAUAGAGGACUAGCGACUAGGCGGAUUAUUCAGGGCCUAGGCGAAGCUUAGACGUUAGUAAAUUAUUGUUUUAUUUUAUAUAUUUUAUACAUUUAUAUGACAUAUUUUAAUUUUAAAGUUUAAUUAUAAAAUUAUUGUGAUGAAUUAUAGAAAUUAGAUAUACAAAACAGAAGAAAAUAGAUAAAUUUGUAGAUUUGUAAUAAUAUUAUUGCUUAAUUUAACAUUUAUAGACAAUUUUAUAUCGAUUUUAACCAAUUUAAACCGAUUUUGAACAGUUUAAACUAAUUUGAAUCAUAUAAAUCGGUAUAAAUCAGAUUUUAAGAAAAUCAUUUCGGAUAUGAUCGAGUUGCCGCCUAAACCGAUUUUUAGAACCAAAUUUUUCUUCUUGUUAUUUUAUUAGUUUUUUCCAGUUAAAAACAUUGCACCGAAUUGUAAUCUACUGUUGUGUUAGUGUUACAAAACAAUGAUACUAACACAACAAUAGAUUUAAUGUGAUAAUCUAAUCAUUUCUUGAAUGGUAAACAAAUAUAAUAUAACAUAGAAACUUAUAAAAGUUAUCAUAGCACCGCUACGUGCAACGUGCACGCGUGAUAAAACCUUUCAAAUUUGAUUAGUAUGUACAAUUUUAUUUAUGUUAAUAGUAGUGUAGUAUACUUGUCUAUUGUGAUUUCCAUCAUAUUUUAUAGAUUUUAGUCUCCUAAAAUUGUGAAAUAUAUACAUUGAACCAACUAUAACUUCUUAGAGGUCAAAGUACUAACUUUGAAGUCAGCCGAUAUUUGAAAUGUAGUGAAGAAACAAGAAUAUCAAUAUUACAUCAAUGUAGUUUGACAAAUGAUACAUAUGCGUGCCUCCAGCCGAAGAAAAUUCUUGGCAAGCUAUUAAAUGUUUUGAUUCGGACCAAAGUUUGACUAAAUUGACAUAUAAUCAAUGAAUUAUCAAACUUAACAAACAUAUAUUUGGAAAUUCCGGUCACUCCAGAAGGCAAAUCGUACAAUAACACUUUUCAAAGAGUCAAAAACUUGUCGCGAAAUACUUCUUUUUAUAAUUUACAAACUCUGAACGUCAAAAAGUGAGAAAUGAAGCAUCGUAUGAAGAUGCGAAUGAACACCCGAGUAUUAAAAUAUUGAAAAAAUAUACACAGAGGACUUCAAGAAAUCGAAUAUUAAUCGACCUCUUGUUAACAUUCUGUUCUAGAAUCAAAUAUAUAUCACAUAUUACUCUUAGUUUAAAAUACAGUACUAAGUACUAACUAAUUACUUUCCUAAUGCAGUUAUGAAAUGUCAAUAUUUUCUAAUUUAGAAAUUUUGUUAUAAUAAGGUAUUUGUAAACAUGAAAUAUUAUAUGGGUCAGGAACAUUCGAGUUACUUUCAAACUAUAUCAUAUAUCAGUAAUUUAAACCGCAUCGUUCUUUUUUUUUUACAAAGAAAAUAUUUUAUUCUGUGGAUUUCUAAUCAAACCGCAUGAAAAAUCUUUUUUUGUCUGUAUUGGUUUUUAAUCUUUUUUUUUUUUGUCGUCAACCUCUGUAUUGGUUUUUAAUCAAUGAAAAGAAAAUAUAGUUUUUCUGUAAAUCUUUGAUAUAUUCGCUAAGAAAAAAAAUAAAACCCGAUAGGGGAUCCCAUCAUGUUACAUUUCGCCUUUGAUAUUUUUCCAAGGACAAAGCAAACUAUUAUCAUGUUUUUCAUGCAACAUUUAUCACACGUUGAAGAGUUCAUUUUUACUAAUACCGUUAACGACUUGACGUGUUGAUUAGAAAAAAGUUUGUUGAAUGAGCUGUAGCGAACAAAAGAUCAUAUAAAUGUUGCACAAAACAUUUAAUUAUGAGAAAAUAAAGAAAAUAUGGAGAUAAGGAGGUGUAAUAAGAAUUUCAUGAAACAUAACAUUUCAUAAUAAAUAAGUUUUAUUAUGUUCUUCUUUUAAUGGAAAUUAAAAACUGUAAUAACACCAUAAGUUUUGUAGGAGAGAUUCUUUAAGUUUAUGGACUCUCUAUACAAUUGUUCUUAAUCAUCUUUAUGGAAUGACAGAAAGGUAAUCAUUUGAAAACUUAAAAAUAAAAGUGCGUAAUGUAUUGAACUGGUUUCAUAAUUAAGGUGUGGUAAUCACAAUAUGCUUACAAUGGGACACUGAUUCUUAAUCAGGGAGCUACAAACUAAUGGCGCGUUUACUGAACAUUUAACUAGGUUUUUUAACAUGUAACUAAGUUGUUGAACAAUACUAGUUUUAAUUUAAUAUUCAUUAUUGUUUUUAGCAUGUUACCAGCUGAAACAAUAUAAAAACAAUUAUAAUUCAUAAAUUAUAAAGUAAAACAAAAGUAACAAAAAAUGAAAAGAGAAUAUCUUUUAUCAAAAAAAAAAAUGAAAAAUGAAAAGAAGAAGCAAACGCAAUAUAGCCGACAUGUGUUUAAACUUUAAACUGAAAAACAUGUUGCUAGUUAAUGUGAUUCGGCAUCACAAGAAGGACCAAUUUUCCAAUAACGGGAAAUACAAGAUGAGAAUGAGAUAUGAAAUUAGAAAGACGAGUAUAAUUUUCACACCUUAAAAUAGUUAAUUAAUUACUGGUCGGAUAUCCAACUAUAUAUCUUUUUGCCAAAAAUAGGUACUUAUGCCAUUUAUUAGUAAUGGAAUUUACAUGCUUAAGUUGGGCUUAGUAUGUUCCGACACGUUUCCGGCGAGAAAACUAACUAUAUCAGUCGUUCAAAGAUUUCAUGUUCUUCUUGUUCCCAUUGGUUUCAAAACGUUUUAAUUUUGUUUGUACACGUCAUCAUGCAUAAUUGCAUAGUAUUUUUAUUUGGUUAGUGAACAUGUUUACUACAUUUCCUUAAACUCGAUGUAACAUUAUACAUCAUUCCAAUACUUUUUAGCUUCGAAUUGUAGUAUUGUCAAAUUUUAUAGAGAGAAAUAUUUGAAACAUAUAAAUUAGUUUUACAUAAAUAAAUACUCUUUUAAGAUAUAUAAAUAGACUAUUAGUUGAGCGCGAAAUACAAAUACAGCCGACACACGUCACAACAUGUGUGGAUCAUGGAGCAGCGUGGACCAACAUUACAAUAACACGGUCCAAAGGGUUCCUAAAUGCAGCAAUGACAAUUUCACAUGUUCCCCUUUUUGACCAACUCACAUUCCCAGUUCUUAUUAUUUUUAUCUGUUGCCAAUAUAUGUUUUCUUUCUCCAUAGGUCGUCGCCUUAUAUCUCAUUUAACAAGUUGAAUUCUUUUUUUCUUUGAUAAAUCACAAGUUGAAUUCUUGUUACAUCACAUUACUGUUUUUCUCUUCAAUCUACAUAACUAUUUUCAUCCGACAAAAAAAACAUACUAACAGUUUUCAUUAAUUAACCAAAUUAAAUAAUUUUAAUCUAACAGUAAUAUAAGUCAGUAACUUUAAACUCACACAAGCAAAAACAACUUUAGAAGAGAGGCGUAAACCGCUGUGGUAAGCGUAAUAAUAACUCUUGAAGUUGAGCUCGUUUCAGUGAGCAGGGACGGUGGAUGGAAACGCGUGAAUUGAUUAUUAUUCUUUUAAUUCUCUUAAUUAAUUAAAUACAAAAGAAUCGACAUGCGUAAUUUAAUUCAUAUGCUAGGCACACAAUUUCUGUCGUGGCCUUGCAUGAAAACUAUAUAUAAACAUCCACACAUGCCUAGUGACUUCUCGAUCAUAGCUACCUACAACACUCACAAUCCAAUCAAAACACCAACUUUUUUUCUCUCUCUCAAAUCUUCGUUUCCAUAUCUACUUUCCCUCUCUCCAUUUUAUUCUCUUACACUCUCGCUCUCUAGAGCUAAACAAUGGGUCUAUUGUCAAGAAAAGUUACUUGCAACGCUCAUGGCCAAGAUUCUUCGUACUUUUUGGGUUGGGAGGAAUACGAGAAGAACCCUUACGACAACAUCAAGAACCCAGACGGCAUUAUCCAGAUGGGUCUCGCAGAAAAUCAGUUAUCUUUCGAUCUUAUCGAAGCAUGGCUUGUCAAGAACCCCGAAGCGGCAAACUUCGAAAGAGAAGGCCAAUCUAUUUUCCGGGAACUAGCUCUUUUCCAAGACUAUCAUGGCCUGCCUUCCUUCAAGAAGGCCAUGGCGGAUUUCAUGUCGGAAAAUAGAGGAAACCGAGUUUCUUUUGAUCCGAGAAAGCUUGUCCUAACCGCGGGUGCUACUUCGGCUAAUGAAACUCUGAUGUUCUGUCUCGCUGAUCCUGGAGACGCUUUCUUGCUGCCUACUCCAUAUUAUCCAGGAUUUGAUAGGGAUUUGAAAUGGAGAACCGGAGCUGAGAUCGUACCGAUCCAGUGCACAAGUGCAAACGGAUUCCGCAUCACUAAAUCCGCACUCGAAGAAGCCUACGAGCAAGCUCAAAAGCUUAACCUAAAAGUUAAAGGAGUCCUUAUAACCAACCCAUCUAACCCGUUGGGUACUACGACAACACGAACCGAACUAAACCAUCUCUUAGACUUCGUGUCACGUAAGAAUAUACAUUUGAUAAGCGACGAGAUCUACUCGGGUACCGUUUUCACUUCUCCUGGAUUCAUCAGCGUCAUGGAAGUCCUCAAAGAGAAAAAGCUCGAAAACACCGAUGUUUCUAAACGUGUCCACAUCGUUUACAGUUUGUCUAAGGAUCUAGGCCUGCCUGGUUUUCGCGUUGGAGUUAUUUACUCUAACGAUGAUAUUGUUGUCGACGCAGCGACAAAAAUGUCCAGUUUCGGUCUAAUCUCUUCUCAAACGCAAUACCUCUUAUCAGCAUUGUUAUCCGACAAAAACUUCACCAAGAACUACCUCAAAGAGAACCAAAUCCGACUCAAAAAGCGUCACAUGAAGCUCGUGUCGGGUCUAGAGGCUGCGGGCAUCAAGUGUCUCAAGAGCAACGCCGGACUCUUUUGUUGGGUCGACAUGAGACACCUGCUGAGUUCUAACACGUUUGAAGCCGAGAUUGAGCUAUGGAAAAAGAUCGUAUACGAGGUUAAGCUUAACAUCUCUCCCGGUUCUUCAUGCCAUUGCAACGAGCCGGGUUGGUUUAGGGUUUGUUUCGCGAAUAUGAGCGAGGAAACACUAAAGGUUGCGAUGAAUAGAUUGAAGAUGUUCGUUGAUGGACCGUCAUCUAGUACAAGAAGUCAAAGUGAACAUCAAAGACUGAAGAGUUUAAGGAAGAUGAAAGUCUCUAACUGGGUUUUCCGGCUAUCGUUUCAGGAUCGAGAGCCCGAGGAACGAUAGUCUGGUUUUUUCAUUUAAUCAAAGUGUAAUAAAUAUGAUUUUUAGGUCACUAUUUAUAUGUGAUUGUCCGUCAUAUGUAUUUUUAUCAUAAUUUUAUAUUUUGGUAUA
Brassica rapa (field mustard) is the source of this 9148-nucleotide messenger RNA. Its product is annotated as 1-aminocyclopropane-1-carboxylate synthase 8. Gene Ontology annotation, biological process: biosynthetic process; amino acid metabolic process. NCBI's taxonomy places the organism in Eukaryota, Viridiplantae, Streptophyta, Magnoliopsida, Brassicales, Brassicaceae. The record is from RefSeq and is a predicted model, not a curated record. Gene Ontology annotation, molecular function: transaminase activity; pyridoxal phosphate binding.